Molecule: messenger RNA, 3977 nt
Organism: Spirodela intermedia
Lineage: Eukaryota; Viridiplantae; Streptophyta; Magnoliopsida; Alismatales; Araceae
Source: the annotation of a GenBank genome assembly
AUGGCGGCUUCUUUGCAGAUGUGCCGCUUAUCUGGCUUGGUUGAUCCCCGGAGCCGCACCUCCAGCACCCGCAGAGGCGCGGUGAGGUUGGUACCCGUGAGGUGCGGCGGAGGGGAGAGCGGCUCGGGAUCAGCGGCGGUGGAGUCCGAUUUCGAUGCGAAGACCUUCCGACGGAAUCUAACCCGGAGCGAGAACUACAACCGCAAGGGAUUCGGCCACAAGGAGGAGACCCUCCAGCUCAUGAACCGCGAGUAUACCAGUUGGGUAUCUUACACUCCAGCUGUUCUCUAUCCGUAUGUCCGAUUCCUUGAUAGGGUCAUCGACGGAUGCAGGAAUUAGAUUCAGUUGGAAAUGCCGAGGUUUAUUUCCCUACCCCUUCUAUCCUCUUACCUGUCCUGCUGUUUUGCCCUGGAAAUUAUCAGGUGACGUGAUCAAGACGCUCAAGGAGAACAACUACGAAUACACUUGGGGAAGCGUGACGGUGAAGUUGGCGGAGGCCUAUGGUUUCUGCUGGGGAGUGGAGAGGGCAGUUCAGAUUGCAUAUGAAGCAAGAAAACAGUUCCCUGAGGAAAGAAUAUGGAUCACGAACGAGAUCAUUCACAACCCUACCGUCAACCAGGUGAAAGGCACUGCUUUUGGUGUUUGUUCAUCUACUUUCAUGGGAAAAUGGGUUUGAGUAAUUUAUAAAUCAGUGGUGUAUAUAAAUAUAUAUUCUUGGAAGAAUGUUUAUCUUUUGUUCACAUGAAGACCAAUUGUUCCAUCUCUGACGUUCCAGAAGAUCGGAUGCAAUAUCGUAAUUUGAAGUUUGAUUUCCUUGCCGCCUAUUGUCGCAUCUGAACCGUAGAAUGACUAAAUGAUGAGCAAAUGAAGGUAGAGAUUGAUCUCACGGUAUAGUUUUUAUGUAGAACAGCAUCGAAGGAAGCGAGAGGGGUCCGUAAGGAGUAGCCAAAAAGGCCCAUGAGGAUGAAACGUGGAUGGCUGAAAUGCAACAGCAUGUUCCCUUCAGAGAUCCUUCUUUCUUUUCUGUCUGUAGUUUUAUUUCCAGAUAUUAUUUUUAUCUUCUAGGAAAUCCUUUCUCUCUGUAGUUUCUAUUUCCAGAUAUUGUUCUUUAGAAGAUAAAUAACUAAUUAUUUCCUGUUUUAACUAGCGCGAAAUGUAUAAUUGGAUGGAUUUUCAAACCAAAAUAGUAUCUUGAUGUCGCCUUCUCCUUGUAGAUUUGAUUAUAGCUCCUUUCCUUCCUUGAGAACGUAAAGGAACUCCCUUUUUUAUCCCCAUGGGUGAAGGAUUUCCUCCCCUAUUGUUCUUUCCGGGGGUUCAAGGAUUUCAAUCUUCCUAGUAAAUUCAAGGUUCAGUUUUCAUCUCAGGGUUUCCUCUGCAUCAACUCAUCUGCCCCUCUAUAGAGGGUUAGUCCACGAGAGAUCUGCUCCUCAGCUGAAACUUCAACCCAUCUUUUGUUAAAAGAAACUUUACAUCUGAAGUCCAGCAUCCCCCUUCACCAUCAUGAUCUUCCUAGUUUUAGUAUAGCUGGAUUUUAUUUUUUUUAGAUUACUAUUAAAUUAAUGGUUCAGGGGCGCUGUACUCUUUGCGUUUCUAGAGAAGAUCAGCCUUUCCAUCCGCUUUGUGAUACUGAGAAGUUUCAUAUUGCAGAGGAUGGAAGAGAUGGAGGUGAAAAAUAUUCCUCUUGAUGAAGGGAAGAAGGUGUUUGAUGUCGUUGACAAAGAUGAUGUCGUUAUAUUACCCGCAUUUGGGGCGGCAGUGGAGGAGAUGAAGAUUUUGAGUGAAAAAAAUGUUCAGAUAGUUGAUACAACCUGCCCAUGGGUUUCCAAGGUGAGUAACUAUUUCCUUGGAUCAUACAACAACAAAUUUUUAAUUUUUUUCCCCUUUCUUUGCAUUUCGAAAUUGAUUUUCUAUCUCCACUUAAAUUUUCUAAAAGGUCUGGAACACGGUCGAAAAGCACAAAAAAGGUGAUUAUACCUCAAUAAUCCAUGGAAAGUAUUCCCAUGAGGAGACCAUUGCAACUGCAUCAUUUGCAGGGAAGUAUAUCAUCGUGAAGAACAUGUCAGAGGUUGAAUCAAAAAUCUUUUUUUUUAUUGUUUAGCUAAUUUGUAAUAUGUUUUUCUUGUGCAAGUAUUUAUUUUCAUCAUGAUUUUGUGACUGAAGGCGAUGUAUGUAUGCGACUAUAUUCUUGGAGGUCAACUCGAUGGAUCGAGCUCAACAAGGGACGAUUUUUUCCUGGUGCCGUACUCUCUUAUGCUCUGUUUUAUUACUCAUAUCCGGACGUAAAUGUAGGUUCAUUACGGAAUAUCUCUGUACCCACCUACAGAAAUUCAAGAACGCCGUCUCUGCUGGAUUUGACCCAGACGUUGAUUUAGUCAAAGUUGGGAUUGCGAACCAAACAACAAUGCUCAAAGGAGAAACAGAAGAGAUUGGUGAGCCUCAUCAAUGUAUUCUGAAUUUCAAGAUUCAUUCCUCUGUUUCAAUUGAACUUGAAGAUUUAAUUUCUUUUCUUUUCUACUCCAGGGAAAUUGCUCGAGAGGACCAUGAUGCAGAAGUAUGGCGUCGAGAAUGUCAACAGCCAUUUUAUAAGCUUCAACACAAUCUGCGAUGCUACCCAGGUCAACCCCCACCCUUAUCAGUGAUUUUCCGUAAAUGUGAAAAAAAACAAUAAAUAUUUCAGCUUUGAAUGCCAAUAUCUUGUCAGUAGUUAAUUUUGGGAUGUUAAUCUCUGAACGUGGGUUAUGUUUUGAACAGUUAUUUAUGUACCAUUAGUUCCUCCUUUUAUCGUCCCAAAGUGGCGCAGCUCUUUGGCAGAAAACCUGAUGUCACCAUCUUUGUGCAGGAGAGACAGGACGCAAUGUAUAAGCUAGUCGAGCAGAAGGUGGACCUCAUGUUGGUGGUUGGUGGAUGGAAUUCCAGCAACACCUCGCAUCUUCAAGAGAUUGCUGAAGUCAACGGGAUCCCCUCCUACUGGAUCGACACCGAGAAGAGAAUUGGUCCUGGGAAUAAGAUAAGCUAUAAACUGAACGUAAGCCCUUCAAGUCAACGCCGCCACCCACCCACCCAUCAAAAUUCUUGUGCUCGACCAUUAUUUAUACACGUGUGUCCCUGAAUCCGUGGCAGCAUGGGGAGCUUGUGGAGAAGGAGAACUGGCUACCUCCGGGCCCCAUCACCAUUGGGAUAACUUCAGGCGCUUCGACCCCAGAUAAGGUAACUUUUGCACCCCUGAUACUUUUUGUCUUGCCAUUUUUCCAUUUCAUGAGGAAAUUUAUCAUACUUUACUAAAAAAGAAAAAUAAAUGGCUGAAUCUCACACCCUUCCUCAUCAUUUCGCAUGCACUUUAUGUCCAUGCUGGUUAAACAUUGUUCUUCCCAAUUUUUAUGCCUAUUAGUGACCUCAUUCCUGUCAAUAUUCUUUCUUCACCCACUUCAACUCAUUCAUUGCUACAUGAAAAGUAAACAAAAAAAUAAAAAUAAAUCAGAACAUAACGUGAUUUUACAGGAUAUCUUCUCUUUAAUGGAAUGAACCUUAAAAAGAAAAAAUAUUUCAUGAUUUGCGUAAAAUCAUAUAAUUGGCGGCCUGGCAGCUCCGAACUGGUUUCGUUUGACCGACGACACCAGGCAGGAAAGGAGCUGGGCCGCCACAUGUGAAGGUACACAGCGAGCGACCUUCCAGGUCAAACCGUAAUGAAACAAAACCUGAACCAGAUUCAGCUCGGGCGGGGCAGAUUCUUUUUCCUUCGAGGCAUGACAAUUUUGAGACCCAAUUCGAAGAAAUCUGGAGUCGGGCCCCGGCUACGACUUGACCCCAAGCAUUCCCUCUCCUUUCGACAGCUGAUCCGAGUCAACUCCCGUUCAUUUGCUCCCUUGAACACGUGGGAUUUAUGAGCUUCCGCCCCCAUGAUCCUUGUGCAGGUCGUUGAGGAUGUUCUUGUGAAGGUCUUCAACAUCAAACGCCAGGAAGCUCUGGAGGUGGCCUGA